AUGGGGAUUUAUUAUGUAUGGAGAUUGUACGAGACAGUCAGUUCACCGCGUAGGAAUCCUGAUCCAGACAUUAGCUUAGAGUUGGCUGGUGACAGCUUCGAGCAGUGGCGCGCGAUCAUAAAGGGCCCACAGGACUCGCCAUACGAGGGUGGACACUUCAAGCUGGACAUUGCCUGUACGGCAAAUUAUCCAUACACUGCACCUCAGGUCAGCUUCGUGACUAAGAUUUUCCACCCAAACGUCAACUUCAAUACUGGUGAGCUCUGCUUGGAUAUAUUGAAAACCGACUGGAGCCCUGCGUGGACUUUGCAGUAUGUCUGCCGCGCUGUGAUCGCGCUGUUGCGAGAUCCGAAUCCGGACAGCCCACUGAACUGCGAUGCCGGGAAUCUCUUAAGAAACGGGGAUCUCCGAGGAUUUCGAUCAAUGGCAAGAAUGUACACAACUGAGCAUGCUAUCCCUGCUUAA
Molecule: messenger RNA, 465 nt
Organism: Symbiodinium pilosum
Lineage: Eukaryota; Dinophyceae; Suessiales; Symbiodiniaceae
Source: the annotation of a GenBank genome assembly